AUGGCACACAGCAAAGUUGUAAUUAUUGGAUCUGGUCCCGCUGGCCACACCGCCGCUAUCUACCUGGCGCGAGCUGAAAUGCAGCCGGUCAUGUUCGAGGGUAUGCUUGCAAACGGGAUUGCCGCCGGUGGCCAGCUUACGACCACCACGGAGAUCGAGAACUUCCCCGGGUUCCCUGAGGGACUCACCGGCUCCACUUUGAUGGACCGCAUGCGCGAGCAGAGCGUCAAGUUUGGCACGACCAUCCACACCGAGACCGUGGCCAAACUGGACCUCUCGAGCCGCCCCUUCAAGCUCUGGACCGAGUUCAACGAAGACGGCGAGCCCACCAUGACCGCCGACGCGGUUAUCAUUGCCACUGGCGCUUCUGCCAAGCGUCUCCACCUGCCUGGCGAGGAGGAGUACUGGCAGUCGGGAAUUUCCGCCUGCGCUGUCUGCGACGGUGCAAUCCCCAUGUUCCGCAACAAACCUCUUGCUGUUAUCGGCGGUGGUGACUCCGCCGCCGAGGAGGCGCUUUUUCUCACAAAAUACGGCUGCAAGGUCUAUGUCAUUGUCCGCCGCGACCAACUCCGCGCUUCAAACAUCAUGCAGAAGCGUCUGCUCAACAACGACAAGAUUGAGAUGGUCUGGAAUACCGUCACCAAAGAGGCUAAGGGCCAGAACGGUCUGCUGUCUUCGCUGACCGUCGAAAACGUCAAAACUGGCGAGGUCAAGGAGCUCGAGGUCUCGGGCCUGUUCUAUGCAAUUGGCCACACCCCGGCCACCCAAAUCGUCAAGGGCCAAGUCGACAUGGACGAGGCCGGUUACAUCAAAACCGUUCCGGGCACUUCGCGCACCUCCGUCGAGGGCGUGUUCGCUGCUGGCGACGUUCAGGACAACGUCUACCGCCAGGCCAUCACCUCUGCCGGCACUGGCUGCAUGGCCGGUCUAGACGCCGAGCGUUAUGUCUCUGAACUCGAGUAA
Wickerhamiella sorbophila is the source of this 963-nucleotide messenger RNA. RefSeq names its product Thioredoxin reductase. Gene Ontology annotation, biological process: removal of superoxide radicals. The record is from RefSeq and is a predicted model, not a curated record. Gene Ontology annotation, cellular component: cytoplasm. Gene Ontology annotation, molecular function: thioredoxin-disulfide reductase (NADPH) activity. The coding region runs from base 1 to 963 and encodes 320 amino acids. The transcript has a single exon. NCBI's taxonomy places the organism in Eukaryota, Fungi, Ascomycota, Dipodascomycetes, Dipodascales, Trichomonascaceae.